CUCCCUUGCCCAACAUCAACGAAUCAACGAUACAGCACUGCGGCGAUGGUGACGCAAAUUUCCACAAGGCAGUCAAAUUUCGGGACACUUCCUAAUUGACAUUCUAAUUUUUAUUUGCACUAUCUUGUGUAGAAGCCACAAGAUCAAAAGAUUUAUGAUUAUAAACUUGUAAAGUAUACAGUAAAUUAAAACAAUUAAAAUGUGAAAAAGGAACCCAAGCAUUUGAUGUUCUAGUGAGAUUUGGAUACAAAUCUGGAUUUGGACAUUUCCUUCAGCUGGGCAAGUGACGCAUCCUUCUUUAAUAAACCCUGAUCUCCAACAUCGUUAUUGAAGUCGAUUAUUCGAUUUUUUUAGCAGCUAAAAGUUGACUUCGACUUUUCAAACUAAAGGCUACUUUUAAAUCCCAAGGAUUUAUUUAAGAAUUUAAACUUGUAAUAUAAUAACUCAUGGAUUCAUGGACAAUUUAUUACAUCACAAUCGUUUCCAAUAUUGUACAACGCGAUUAAAAUAUAGACAAGGCAAGGAACUUAAGGCUGUCAAGGUCUACACAGUAGCAAACGAAUCAAAACACAUUUUAGUAUUUGGAGUACCUAAAAUUAAUCUGCAAAACGAAUUAAAACAGAAACUUCGAAAAUUUGGAGCUAUAAAACAUGUUCGUAUCGUGACUGCCGAUCUACUAAACAAAGGAUUCGAAAUAGAAUCUUUUACUGAAGUUUUUUGGGUUUGUUUUGAAAGAGUUUUCGAUGCUCGUAAAUGUAAACGCUAUAUGGAUGCCAAAUCCUUCUACGGUGGUAUACUCCACAUUUCCUAUGCUGCAGAGUACGAAACAAUCGAAGAAUUAAGAGAAAAACUGGAAUUGAGACGAACAGAAGUGGAUUAUAGGGUAAGAGCUAAUGCAGCGCAAUAUAAAUAUAUGAAGACUGGUGAAAGCAAUGUUGUACAGUAAGAGCUUUCACUUUGCCAGCAUAUGCGCUACAAGAAAUUAUUAAUAGCUUAAUUCUGAUGAUGCUUAUAAAUAAAACUUGUACUUUGUUGAACUA
Stomoxys calcitrans (stable fly) is the source of this 1040-nucleotide messenger RNA. RefSeq names its product RNA-binding protein 48. Gene Ontology annotation, molecular function: nucleic acid binding. The transcript is spliced from 2 exons. Lineage: Eukaryota; Metazoa; Arthropoda; Insecta; Diptera; Muscidae. The record is from RefSeq and is a predicted model, not a curated record. Gene Ontology annotation, cellular component: nucleoplasm. Bases 455 to 946 code for a protein of 163 amino acids.